AUAUUUAUUAAUAUUGUAGAUUCUCUUUUUAUAAUUAUCAUACAAUUAUAAUAAUUACUACGAUAACAAUUACUACUACUACUAGUACAUAUUUUGCAAUCGCUCACUACUUGAUAACAAUUUUAAAAGAACAAACAUGACAAGAACUAACAAAUGGACAGUUCACGAAAAGCAACCAGAACCAAAAUGGUUUACUCAUCAUGGUUAUAUAGACUCUGAUCCAACUAAAGUAAAGAAAGAAGGUGCUGGUAAGAAUAACUGGGGUAAACCUGGUGAUGAGAAUAAUGUCAAUAUGUAUAAUCAAUCGAACAGAAGAAAUUCAAAUCAUAAUGAAAAUGAAAUGAAAUUAAAUGAAGUUGAUGAGAAAGUUAACGAGAAGUUAUUGUAAACUAUCAGCUUCCUGAAAUUAAUUUAAUUUGAUAUUAGAGUUUCAUAACAUUUACGACUAACGAUAUUUCCUUAUAAAUAUAUAAUUAACAUACAAUACACGUUCAUAAUGAAUUAAAUUAAUUGUAAUAAAUAA
Messenger RNA from Scheffersomyces amazonensis, 523 nucleotides. RefSeq names its product Stf2p (gene STF2). Lineage: Eukaryota; Fungi; Ascomycota; Pichiomycetes; Serinales; Debaryomycetaceae. The coding region runs from base 137 to 388 and encodes 83 amino acids. The record is from RefSeq and is a predicted model, not a curated record. The transcript has a single exon.